AAUAAUUAGUAUAUUUUUGUAUUUAAAUUUUAGUUUAAUUUGUUCAAGUAUUUUUUUUUAUUUUUUUUGUCUGAUUAGUAAAUUUUGAUGCAUUUAAGAUUAUAUUCACAUUGGAAUUUGCUGCAUAUCGGGUACAGUUACUUUACAUUUAUAUUAGAGCAAUAACAUGGAACGAUUUGAAGUAAUUCCUAUACACCGUAACAAACACUUCAUCAAACAAUGUUGUGCUGUAAUUAAUUCGGAAUGGCCACGCAGUGAAAUGGCUAGGUUACACAGUUUGGAGGGGUCUUGUGAUACCUUGCCAACAUCUUUGGUACUGGUUAAAGAAGAAGAUAACUUCAAAACAGUAAUAGGGCAUGCAAAAAUUACACCAAUACCAUCUAUUCCUGAUAGUGGUUUCAUUGAAACAGUGGUAAUAGAUAAUCAUCACAGAGGACAAGGACUAGGAAAAUAUCUCAUGCAUAAGACUGAAGAAUACAUAAAAACGUUGGGUUUGAAUGUUGCGUACUUGUCUACAAUAGACAAACAAGAGUUUUACUCAAAACUCGGUUAUACUCAAUGUCAGCCAAUUUCAAUUUAUGGUGGCCGUUUGAGUGGCUUUAAUAAUUUAAAAAUGGUUUCUACGAUCGUACCAUCAAGAAAAACAUUCAUGAAAAAACAACUUGCAUAAAAUCGUAUUUUUAAAAUUAUUUUUGUUUAUAUUUUAAAUUACAAACAAGGAAUAAAUAUCACUGAUAUAAACGUGUGUCUAUUGCACAUUUCAGUUAACACCUACUAACAGCAUUAACUUCAUAAUAGUAAUAAUAAUAGUAAUAAUAAUAAUAAUAAUAAUAAUAGUAAU
Molecule: messenger RNA, 841 nt
Organism: Melanaphis sacchari
Lineage: Eukaryota; Metazoa; Arthropoda; Insecta; Hemiptera; Aphididae
Gene: Naa80
Product: N-acetyltransferase 6
Exons: 5
Coding region: 167-670 (167 amino acids)
Biological process (GO): protein acetylation
Cellular component (GO): cytoplasm
Molecular function (GO): acetyl-CoA binding; N-acetyltransferase activity
Source: RefSeq, a predicted model, not a curated record